Molecule: messenger RNA, 2484 nt
Organism: Pseudozyma flocculosa PF-1
Lineage: Eukaryota; Fungi; Basidiomycota; Ustilaginomycetes; Ustilaginales; Ustilaginaceae
Exons: 2
Coding region: 1-2484 (827 amino acids)
Biological process (GO): positive regulation of DNA-templated transcription
Cellular component (GO): Set1C/COMPASS complex
Molecular function (GO): zinc ion binding
Source: RefSeq, a predicted model, not a curated record
AUGUCGGCCACCUCGGCCGUUCCUACGCCGGCGAGCUCACCGAACAAGCCAAGGCCGAAGGGCAAGGACGCAGCGGCUACCACCACGGCCGCGACCACUUCCCAACCAGGUCCAGUGCCUAGCAUGACCGCGGCCAUUGUAGGCGCCCGCUCGCCGGCAAAGAAGCCCCGGGCGUCGCCGUCGAAGCGCUCCAAGGUCGGCGCCUCGAUGUCGGCGUCGCCGAUCGCCUCGACCUCGCAGCUCACUUUGCAGUCCAACGAGCCGCACGCCGCCCUCGACCUCGCCCACAUCCUCUCGACGCCGCGGCGAGGCCGUCGCGUGGGCCGCAUCGACAUGGGCUGGGAGUCGCCGCUCGCCGACGCCGACCGAGACGGACCGACGCUCAGCUGCCCCCACACCCUGCCCAAAGCGAGCCGGGUCCGCAAAGCCUUCUACGACCAGGACGACCUGCCCGAGACGCCUUCGAAGAGGAAAGCCUCGAGGGCCUUUGCCAAAGACUCGACAAGGCCGCAGAGGUCGCUCGUCGACACGCACGGCUGGGCGUCGGCGGCCAUGGUCAGCAAGGUGCCCCUUCCCGACUUCAGUGCUUCUCCGGGCUUCUCGCCGCGGCCCGCAACGACGACACCCAAGGGAACAGGCGCACCUGCCUCCGACGACAGAUUGGACGCCGAGGGUCUGUGGUCGCAUUUCGAGUCGCCCGCCGCACCGACAACGCCUCGGCUGGUACCGCUCGAGGUGGCUGGCCUCGGUCGGGUCGCCGUCCACCGCGAAUUUGCAGGUCAGAUUGCGGAGCAGGCACCGUACAACAACAGCAGCAAGCCGUCGACGGCCAUCCGCAGGCACGGCUCAUUCUGCUCAGACUACGCCUCUGGCGUCUCUGACGCAUCGGGCACCGGCUCCUCGCUGGGCACGUCGACCAACCCGACCUCGGUGGGCACGCCUUGUCCCAGCGGCGUCUCGCCCAGCUUCUCGCUCUGCUCCCAGUUCCCGCCAUCGGAGCCCGAGUCGCCCUACAAGCAGGCAAACGCCAAGCAGGUCGCCGCGCAAAAGGAGUCGCAGGCGCAAGCGCAAGCGCACGCGCACGGCUCAUUCUCGAUCAGCCCGUCGUCGAAGGCGGUAUCAGUCAUUGCCACCGCCAGCCUGCUCGACAAUGCCCUCUACCGGCCAAAACUCGGGGGCAGCCACAGCGUACUGCAGGCGGGCCUGCCGACGCUCGAAUGGCCCGACGGCCCCGACGGCCCGUGGGCCGCUGCCGGGCAGCACAUCGACCACCUCAAGCAGCAGCGCAAGGAGGGCGUGCAAAAGUGGCUCGAGACGGACCUCGACGAGGAGUCGGCCGCCGGCACCUUGGAGGCCGCCGGCAGCAAGCACGUCCACCAUCCGAUGGUGGCCAAGGCGCUCCUCGACCGCGCCCGCAAGCAGGGCCGGCAGAUCCUCGCGGCCGUGUCGGCAUCGCAGACCAGCCCGACGAAGCGAUCGCGCGGCUCCAAGCACAAGAAGAAGGCGAGCCGCGGCGGCAGCAACGCCACGCCUUCGCGUCGCAAACAAGAGCCGCUCGGGACCGCCUCGAGCGUCACCGAUACGCCGUCGUCGCGCCGGUCCGUGGCCACGGCCGCAUCGCUCGCCCGGUCCGACCACAGCGCCAUCCGAGGCUGCAAGUGCGGCAUCGAGGACGAGUCGGUCGUCAUGGUCCAGUGCGACCACUGCCGCAGGUGGCUGCACCUGCCAUGCGUCGGCAUCGCCGACAUCGACGAGCUCGACGACGAGUGGUACUGCGACGAGUGCUGCGAGCGCGCCAUCAACGACCACCUCUCGCCCGCCUCUUCGCUGCCCGCGACCAUCACCUCGUUCGCCGACCUGAGCACGCCCGAGGGCCUCCAGGCCGCCAUCAACAUGUGCGAGCCCGUGUUUGCCCUGCCGAGCGGCACGCCGAUCCACCGCCGGGGCGUCGCGCUGUCGUCGUCGAUCGCCCUGGCGCCCAGCCCGCCGAUGCUCUCGGUCGGGCAGCAGACGUCGGGCUUUGCGGGCGCUACGCCGUCGUCGUCGUCGCUGCUCCGCACGCCCGAGCUGCAGCCACGCCGGCCGAGCACGUCGUCGCUGCGAGGCAGCCGGUACGACUUUGACGACCCGCCGACCUCGUCCAGCCCGUUCCCGCGCACGCCCACGUUCGACACGGGCAGCCCGCGGUACGGCGGCCCGUCGGACCGCAGCGCGGGUCGUCACCACCCGCCGCUCGGGCUGGGCCUGCCACCGCCGGCGUCUUCGUCGCGCCUCAGCAAGCACUCGAGCGGUGCGGCCGGUCCGGCCACGACGACGGCGCUCUCGUCGAGCUACAGCGCCAACAGCGUCGACCUCAAGGACCGCGUCAUCGGCGGCGGCGGCGGUCCGCCCGCCUCGACCGGCAAGGCGAGGCAGGUGUCGAGCGAGAUGCCCUUUGGCCUCGGCAUCGGCUUUGACCUCGACGAGGUGCUCGACUGGUCCUAG